AUGUAUGAUAUCGACGCAAUGCGACAGCCCGACAGAUUGUCAAGGCGGUCCGACCUUGCAACGCCUUCCGUUCACUGGACCCGUCGACGAGAGCAGCUCCAGGAGUCAAACCAAGUGGCCAGAGCAGAAGCCCCCUCGAUCGACGGCGGAAGAACUGGUACUGCCCAGGUCCUGGUCGCAGCACUCUCCCGCCAGCCAGCUAACCAGGCCGCUGGGAAGCCGUCGACGACACCACCACAUGCACGAAGCCAGCCAGCCGAAGCUUCGAUGCGCCCGCUGUGGGCAGCCAGCGCCAACUGGCUUCACGACCUGACCGCACAGCAUCUGUCACUCGCGACGCCAGCGGGCGCGCGUUGGAACUUGGUGCAAUGUGAUAUGGGACGUGCCUAUCGUUUGGCUGCGACUCUCGCUCCAUUGAUGCGAAGCAUGGACCUGAGCAGGCCCUGA
This is a messenger RNA of Parastagonospora nodorum SN15, 447 nucleotides long. RefSeq lists its product as hypothetical. The record is from RefSeq and is a predicted model, not a curated record. Bases 1 to 447 code for a protein of 148 amino acids. NCBI's taxonomy places the organism in Eukaryota, Fungi, Ascomycota, Dothideomycetes, Pleosporales, Phaeosphaeriaceae. The transcript has 2 exons.